AUGGACUUCAAUGAAGUGGGGCGGAAUUACACCAAUAGAGAAAUUGUUCCUUAUGACAUUUCAGUGAGUAAAGAAGUUUCUGAUCCCUUAUGUGAAAACUUACCAUUGGUAUGGAAUGUUUGUACACUCAAAGAUCGAGAAGCUGUUGCAAGACCUGAGAGAAGAACAGCUCUCAUUGCUCGAGAACUAGUUCGUUAUAACAUCGAUAUAGCGGCAUUAAGUGAAACAAGAUUGCCUGGGGAAGGUUUCUUGAGUGAACCAGGAGGUGGUUACACCUUCUUCUGGAAGGGUAAGACUGAGACAGAGGACAGAAUACAUGGAGUUGGUCUGGCAAUAAAAACCUUAUUGAUGCAUCAACUCCCAGACCUUCUAGUGGGUAUCAAUGAAAGAUUGCUGAAGCUGCACUUCCCACUAAAUGCCAAAUGUCAUAUCACCAUCAUCUGUGCAUAUGCACCCACUUUAACAUGCUCUGACAACUCAAAGGAACAAUUGUAUGAAGAUCUCGACAGACUGACCAAGGCCACACCGGUAACAGAUAAACUACUCCUAUUUGGAGAUUUCAAUGCCCGAGUCGGGGCUGACAGCGAGAACUGGAAAGGAGCAAUCGGGUCACAUGGUGUAGGCAAAAUGAACAGUAAUGGAUUACUUCUUUUGAGUCUUUGUUCUGAAAAUGACCUGACCAUUACCAAAACUCUGUUCCGACAAGCAGACAAAUACAAAACAACGUGGAUGCACCCUAGAUCCAAACAGUGGCAGCUGAUAGACUAUUCCAUUGUUAGAAGGUAAGACAUCCGAGACGUACUGAUUACUAGAGUAAUGCGAGGCACAGACUGCUGGACAGAUCACAGAUUAAAGAGCCUUGAUGACAAACUGACAUCCCACGGAAAACUGAUCGGUACUGUAACUGAAAAGUGGGACCAGUUCAAGCAGAUAGUGACUGACACAGCAAUAACAUCUCUUGGACCAAAGAAAAGAACACAUCAGAAUUGGUUUGAUGAGAACCAAGAAGAAAUAUGCUCAGCACUGGAAAUAAAGAGAAAAGCCUUUAUCGAAUGGCAGAAUGACCCCUCCUCAGUCUCUAAACAAGACCAUUUCAAGUACCUUCAGAGCAAAACACAGAAAGACCUCCAUCAGAUACAAGAUAACUGGUGGGAGAGCAAAGCCAAAGAAAUUGAGCACUAUGCUGAGACCCACAACUUAAAGAUGUUCUUUAGUACUAUUAAGACUGUCUAUGGACCCUUUAAACCAACGAUCACCCCAUUGCUCUCAUUAGACAACACAAUGCUGAUUAAAGAUAAAGAAGCAGGUCCAGCAGCACUAGCAGCGUUCCACAGCGUGAUCAUCAACAUCUGGGAGGACAAAAACAUACCACAGGACCUUCGCGAUGCUACUAUUGUCUCUCUUUUCAAGAACAAAGGCAGCAAAGCAAAAUGUGGAAACUAUAGAGGCAUAUCCAUCCUCUCUGUUGGAGGGAAGAUCAUCGCCCGCGUCAUCUUGAACCGCCUAAUAGCCAGUAUUUCCGUGGCAAAUCUACCUGAAAGUCAAUGUGGUUUUCGACCUGGCCAGAGCACAGUUGACAUGGUGUUUGCUGUCAGACAAAUACAAGAGAAGUGCAUUGAACAGAACAUGCACCUGUAUGCUUUCUUCAUAGAUCUGACAAAGGCUUUUGAUACCAUCAACAGGGAAGCCCUUUGGACCAUUCUAACACGACUUGGCUGCCCAAGAAAAUUUGUCCAGAUUAUACACCUUUUUCAUGAUAGCAUGACAGGCAAAGUAUUGUCUGAUGGAGCCACAUCAGCCCCCUUUAACAUCACCAACAGCAUGAAACAAGGAUGUGUUCUCGAUCCUGUCCUAUUUAACCUGUUCUUUGCAUGUGUCCUUAACCAUGCACUGAAAGAUCUGGACCGAGGUAUAUACCUGAAAUACUGGCACGAUGGUUCACUUUUUGACCUCCGUCGCCUGAAUGCAAAG
Molecule: messenger RNA, 1971 nt
Organism: Trachemys scripta elegans
Lineage: Eukaryota; Metazoa; Chordata; Testudines; Emydidae
Exons: 4
Molecular function (GO): catalytic activity
Source: RefSeq, a predicted model, not a curated record